Messenger RNA from Paramecium octaurelia, 1882 nucleotides. The record is from the annotation of a GenBank genome assembly. Lineage: Eukaryota; Ciliophora; Oligohymenophorea; Peniculida; Parameciidae.
AUGCCCAAAAUCGAAAAUACCACUGGAAUGGCAAUAAAUUUGAUUAUUGAUGAACUAAAAAGUGAUGACAUACGAAAAAGGAUUCAUUCAGUCAAACAUUUAGAUUUAAUUGCUAGCACAAUUGGUCCAGAUAGAACAAAAAAUGAACUCAUUCCGUUCAUUUAAGGUAUGCAAAUAUCUAAUGUAGAAUUGUUGGAUGAUGAUGACGAAGUAUUGAUCGAAUUAGUAGAUUCAUUAUCAAGAAAUUUUGUAGAGCUUGUAGGAGGUUAAGCAUAAGUUCUACUGCCUACAUUUGAAGCCUUAUGCAGAGUGGAAGAUGCUUCAGUAAGAGAAAAAGUAAAAUAAUUACUUAUCAAGGCUGCCAAUCAAAUCAAAAAAUGUCUAACUCAACUUCCAGACUAAAAGAAAGUAGAAGAAUUAUCAAUUGGAAUUAUAAAGAGAUUAAAUGAUAGCGAUUAUUACAUGGCUAAGAAUGCAGUAGCAAUUUUAAUUCCAGCAAUCUUUAAUCAAGUUUCAUAGAACAAUCAGAACGACUUAAUAAAUAUCAUACUCAAAAUGUCUUAGGAUCAAAUUCCUCAAGUUAGAAAAUUCACAUCCAUGUAUUUUCAAGUAUUAAUUUUUUCAAAAUUUAGGAUUUGGUUAAACAUUUCCCAUUAGUAAACGAAACCUUCAUUCAAAACACAUUGAAUUCCUUCAUUAAAGACGAAUAGGACUUCAUUAGAAUGUACAUUGUAGAUGCAUUAAUACAAUCAAGUAAAACCGCUUUCUUCCAAAAAUAACAAAACCUUGUUCUUACUAUGUUUAAAUAACUGGCUGAAGAUCAAUCAUGGAGAGUCAGAUUCUAUUUUUGUGAUAAAUUGGCUGAAGUAAGAAUAUUGAAUAUAAAAAAGAUAGGUGAAGCUGUAACUAAAGAAGGCUAUAGAAAGAAUUUCUAGAAUUAUCAUCUCAAGUUCCUCUAAGAUGCUGAACCUGAGAUGAAAUCAAUUGCUGCUUUGAAAAUUGAAAGAGUCAGUGGUCUCAUGGAUCCAGAAGAUAUUCUAAAUAAACUAAUCCCUCUUUUGAAAACAAUACAGUCUGACACAAAUGCAUUUGUUAGAAGUAUAACUAAUCAAUAAUUAAACUUAAAGACGCCUUAGCCUCUUCAGUCUUGGCAUUAUGUCCAAUUAUCGGUAAGAAGAAUACAAGUGAACAAAUUUUACCAAUCUUUUUGACCUUACUCAAAGACUAAGAUUCAGAAGUCAGAAUAACCCUCUUUAAGAAAUUAAGUCUUAUCACAAAUGUGUUGGGUGUUGAUUCUUUAUCCCAAAGUGUUAUCCCAGCAUUGACAGAAUUAGCACAAGAUAAGAAUUGGAGAAUAAGGGCUUCAACUAUAGAAGUUUUGAGUUUCUUUGCAAGAGCAAUAGGCCCAGAGUUUUUAUCUGAUAAGGUUCUGAAAUUGUUAUUAGAUUGGAUGGGCGACAAGGUCUUUUCGGUUAGAUAAACAGCAAUCCAAUAGACAGCCUAAUUGAUUUCUAUUCUUGGAUUAGCUUGGGCAGACAAAAACCUAUUAACAAAAAUAUGGGCAUUUUAAUCAAUUUAAAACUAUCUUCAUCGAUUAACUGUUUUAUUCACAAUCAAUGUAUUACACUCAUUUUAUUAUAGCAAAUUACUUCUUAAUUAAACAAUGAUUACAUUAUAAAAACUAUAGUCCCUAUUCUAUAAGCAACGGCUAAAGAUUCAGUUGCUAAUAUCAGAAGCAACGUUUGCAGAACAUCCAUAUAAUUGGCUAAAGAAAAGGGAGGUAAUGUUGUUGAUCCUAUGAAAAAAAUUCUAUAAACUCUUAGUGAUGAUUAAGAUGCUGAAGUUAAAUACUAAGCAAAAAGUGCUUUAGAAUCAUUGUGAC